Messenger RNA from Vicia faba (fava bean), 363 nucleotides. The record is from the annotation of a GenBank genome assembly. Lineage: Eukaryota; Viridiplantae; Streptophyta; Magnoliopsida; Fabales; Fabaceae.
AUGGAGGAAACUACGGGCACCAUGGCGAUGACUCUUCUGUUGGAUCUGGUUAAAAUUCACACUUUGGGCACACAUUCAUGGAGAAGAAUUCAGGACUUUCCCCCUUGUAUGGUCCCCUGUGGUGAACCGGGAAUAACCAUUAGUGGCACUGUUAAUUGGUUUUCAUAUUCUGACGCGAUUCUUAGUUCCUCGCAGGCCAUUGUUUCUCUUGAUUUGGAGACAGAGUCUUAUAGACAGAUUUCACAGCCGGAUUAUGGAAUGCAAGUUAACUUGACUCUCGUCGUAGAAAGUAUCAAGAUUCAAGACAUGAGUUUGAUAGAUUCAGAAGUCUACAUUGAGAGUUUGAUAUUACUUGGAUUUUAA